CAUCCAUCUGCUUAGCACUUAUUCGAACUUAGCACUAAAACUUUGUGUGUUGCUGCGCCAUAGAAACUAAUUCGCCUCCAUGCAAACAGUAAAGAAGGACCCUGGACCCUGGACCCUUGCAGACCGCGGUCACCACUUUUAAAUGUCCGGAAACUACUAGAUACCGAUUAUCAAGCUCCAAUUUUUGGGAGGUACAAAGAUAAUUGUUUCGCCCUCCUCUUUUUUAUAUCAAUACUUUUCUCUAUCAAUCUAGAUAUCUAUCUACAAGAAAAGAUAACACCUUUCGAUUAACCCUUUCUGAAAGUCACUGUCAAACUGUCAAAGACAAAUUAGAACCUGUCUAUCAAAUACACUUACUUCACUACACCGCACAUCAUCUACAUACUACAGUUAUAAUCAAACCGCUACACACAGCAAAUAUCAAAAUGUCAACUCCAACUUCCCCAACAGGAAGCACCCUCUCCUCCCGUCGCGGAUCCCACAAAUCUCUCUCCCUCGACCUCUCCAACCUCCCUCCACUCACACAACCCACACCCCCAUCCAACACCCUCCUCAUCACCAACCUCAAAGACGCCGAGAUCUUCCGCCCUGAUAACCUCCAAUCCAUCAAAGAACUAAUCAACACCUCUGCGCCCAUCCAUUCCUGGGCACCUUUAAAAUCCUUCUCCCGCAUAAUCGUCUCCUUCUUCUCUGAAGAAUCCGCCAUCCGCAUCCGUCAAAUCCUCGACGGCGAAGAGAUAAUGGGCGAACAAGUGCGCGUAUAUUUCGGCCAACCUACAUCCAUCUCUCCAAAAGACACACAUCUCAAUCUUCCCGACGCGGGAAAACUCUUCUUCAUUUCUCCACCGCCUUCUCCUCCUCAUGGCUGGGAAAUGAAAAUGGAGGAUGCGCCCAAUAAGCAAGUUCACGCUGAAGAUUUGGCAGAAGCGUUGGCAAAAUUACAUCAUCGUCCCAAUACUGAGUUACCCGCUAGCCCCAUGAGUGAUAAUGGAUCCACUGCGUCGUCGAAAUAUGGGAGAGGAAGAAGCGCGAGUAUGACUACCAUUUAUGAUCCUCAGGCUCAUGGAUUCAGUCCCAAUUUACCGGCGAUAGCAGUGGAGGAUACGACAGGGGAUGAUUGGGGUAUGAGUCCCUUGGAGGCAGAAAAGCCUAUCUUGGCGCAUACAGCGAGACCACCCGUGGAAUUGAUGGAGUGUUAGAUACUUGCGUCGUAUGGAGAGUGGAAAGGAUGUGUAUAUGACAUGAUGGAAGACGGAUACGGUAUAAUUUGGAGGAGCAUUUACUUUUGGAUUUUUUUUGGGGGCAUUUCAUUGGUGUUGGUUUGGGUUUGAAGCAGAAGAGAUAUUCCUUGCUGUUUUAUUGUUUUUAAGAGGUGCAUUGCGAGGAGUUGAGAAGUUGGGCGUUUACCACGAAAAGCGAAAGCGAAUGCGACGGCAUACGGCGCGGUUGUAUGAUAACAUUACAUGAGAUAGCGAGGAUAGAAUGCAGCUAGGGAGGAUACCUAUGACG
Sclerotinia trifoliorum is the source of this 1509-nucleotide messenger RNA. Lineage: Eukaryota; Fungi; Ascomycota; Leotiomycetes; Helotiales; Sclerotiniaceae. The record is from the annotation of a GenBank genome assembly.